UGUGGGACACAGACGCACUACAUUAUUCCGUGUUCCACUCGCGCUCACGGGAUAACUAAUAAUAUACAAAGCACAUACACAGAUACUUGUAAUAUUGUAUUAUAAAACUUCAACAGAUAUUUUUAAAAGAAACUUUUUAGCACUAGGGAAAUGUGAAGUACAUAGAGUAUUUUUGUUUGUCCUCAGUAAACAGUACUGGUGUUCAGGGUCGACCUAUUUUGAAGCGUUUUAUGUUAAUCAGUAAUUAUAUGUGUAGAUAUUGUGAUAUAGUCAAUAUUGAGAAAUUUCAAAGUUCAUAGUUUUUUCUCCAAGUGCAGUCACUCUUCAUAAUUUUGUCAAACUACAAAUUAUUUGUAACUUUGAAUUCAUGAAAACAUUUGCCUUCAUUUUUUUAUGGCUAUGAGUAAUUCUUUGCAGUUGAUCAACUCACACUUUUCCAAUACUAUUAUUCAAAAUAUUCAUUAAAUAAAAAUGCCCAUCCUGGGCCAAUUCUCAAUUUUUAAUGAAUUUGUUGUUUUUUUUUAAUCUUUAAUGAAUGUGACAAAAAAUUGAGUGACUUUCCUUUAUCUUUGUCAAAAGUUAUCUUUGAAAUUACUUGAAAUUGACUCAAUCACAAAAUUAACAGUCACUAUUAAACAUUCACUAAAAUUAUUUAUAUUGUUAAGUUUAAAACAAGUUAUUUGAGAAGCAACUGUAUCAAACUGCACAAGAACUGAUCCGGUUCAAAUUUUAAAAACAAAAGUGUGAUUUUCAUGUAAUUAUAAGACACAUUUAAAACACUGGGCCUUUUCUUCUUGUCUACCCGUCUUGAAAUCAACACGGAUCCACCAUAAGCGGAAUCUGGGGUUCCCAUCAAACAUGGGUUGGCAAGGCGAACCCUUCACACUUAACACCUGUGCGUAAACGGAUUAGCUGCAAAUUUUAUAUUUUCUACCCGGGUAGAGCUCCCGACCCUGGUUCCAACCAGGGUCAUAUUUUAUCUGUGUAGAGUGCCGAACCUCUUGUAGAAGCCGUGUUGGAUUCGUGUCUGUCAGUGUGGAAAAACUCUUGUGUUGGACCCCAGAGAUUUUGGAAAGGCCCAGUGUCUUGCCAAAUUGUAAGCUUACACCUUGUGUAUAAUAUAUAGGGCUGGUACGUAUCGCUGCCAAAUGUCACACGUCGUCGUAUUUUGCAGCUGGCUGACAGCUUCAUGACACAUGAGCUGAUCACUAGUAGCUAUUAGUGAAAUUAGCUUGUCGCUAAUUGGUUUGUUUUGAUGAGUAUAUCUGCGUCAAAACCAGUGUGUCCAGUUUCAGAGAUGCUAGUACCAGUGCCACUACAGCUACUCCUAACGAAUGUACAAUAAGUGUUUAGUGUAAAUCCGAAGGCAAAGUUUCUGUAGGGUGGUUGUGAUUAUUAAGUUAGACAGUGGUUUCUUGUGUCUCCUGUGAUCAUGUCUACUGAGGUGUAUACUGAGGGGUCUACUGAGGUCGAGAUGGAACCAGCUCUGCCUGAGCCAACGUCUUGUGACCCUGACCCUGACGCUGACGCUAAGCCGAAGCCUAAGCCUAAGGAGCAUGCAGGGCCAAUCUCUUUCCCCUUGUAUAUCAUGUGGGCUCUCUCUGUACUCCUGCUGUUGGUGAGCGCUCCCUUCACUAUCUGGUACUGCUUCAAGAAAGUUGAGGAGCACAUGCGAGUCAUCGUCUUCCGAGGUGGUCGUCUGUUGCCCGGAGGACCCAAGGGGCCUGGUAUCUUCUUCCAGAUCCCUUGCUUGGAUGACUUCGUCAUUGUGGAUCUCAGGACGGUGUCUUAUAAGUUGCCGCCACAAGAGCUCAUCACCACAGAUGGUGUGACAAUCACUGUGAAAGCAGCGGUCUUCUAUCACGUUGAGGACCCCACCCUGGCCACCAUCAGGGUAGAAGACUACAAUUACUCAACGGAGCUGCUGUCUGCUUCCACUGUGCGUAAUGUGCUGAGCACCAAGACUGUCUCCGAGCUGUUGAAUGAUCGCGAAGAAAUCGCCAAGGACUUGCGGUCGACGCUAGAUGAAGCUACUGAUCCCUGGGGCGUCGAAAUAGAGAGAGUGGAGAUGUACGUAGAAGACGUGUGUCUGCCUUACCAGAUGCGGCUUGGCAUGGCAGCUGAGGCUGUUGCAUCUCAAGGAGCUCGUGCGAAGGUGAUCGCUGCGGAGGCUGAGCAGAACGCCUCCCACGCCCUGAAGGAGGCUGCUGAUACCAUCGCCAAGUCCCCCCACGCCCUGCAGCUGCGUUACCUCCAGGCCCUUCAGACCAUCUGGGCCGAGAAGAAGCCCUCAACCAUCAUCCUCCCGUUAUCCGUCGAUUUUCUGUCUGGAUGCCUGAACAAGGAAGAGUCCAGUAAUUGAAAGUGUCUCCUAUUUUUCCUUGACCUGGCAUCUGUUUAACAUCGACACCAGAUGCCGCAAAUAAUUAUUGGAUUGUUGACUCUCCUAUAACAUCUUUCAGCUGUCUGACAUUUAUUAUUUUUUGUGGCAUGUAACAAAGAAACAGAAAUGAUGUGUUAACAGUUAGUGCUGAAUUAUUGUAAAGUUCUCAAAGUGAAGUCACUCAUUGUAUUCUUGUCUCUUUUUACUUGGGGAGGUGUUUUUUUUCCCCCUUUCAUUUGCUUCAAUUCGGGCGAUUCACAAUGCAGUGUGCCACCAAGAGUUUGCCAUGGAGAGUGCAUUUUUCCCAGUGCAUU
Messenger RNA from Patiria miniata (bat star), 2697 nucleotides. RefSeq names its product stomatin-like. The record is from RefSeq and is a predicted model, not a curated record. Gene Ontology annotation, cellular component: plasma membrane. Bases 1433 to 2362 code for a protein of 309 amino acids. NCBI's taxonomy places the organism in Eukaryota, Metazoa, Echinodermata, Asteroidea, Valvatida, Asterinidae. The transcript is spliced from 6 exons.